Chelmon rostratus (copperband butterflyfish) is the source of this 2893-nucleotide messenger RNA. RefSeq names its product olfactomedin-like 3b (gene olfml3b). The record is from RefSeq and is a predicted model, not a curated record. Lineage: Eukaryota; Metazoa; Chordata; Actinopteri; Chaetodontiformes; Chaetodontidae. The transcript has 3 exons. Gene Ontology annotation, biological process: signal transduction. Bases 101 to 1270 code for a protein of 389 amino acids.
CAUUCCAGCCCACCUCUGGGAAUCUGCUGGCUCCUCCACACUUUCUCACUGAACUCCAGUCAAACCUUUACAGGAGCUAAAGAGACUGAGCUGACACAAAAUGAGAGGACUUGUUGUCUUGGUUACUUUGGCCUGCUUCGCCACUGCUCAGCACCAAGCACUGAUUGACUACUUGGAGCGGAGGCUGCUUGCUAUUGAGGACCGCAUCUCUCUGUGGCACGAACAGACCACCCGCUACGCCUCAGAGCUGCGGGAAUUGAAGCAACAGAUGGUUUCCCAGCUGGAGAACCUGGAUAAGGAGAAGGAGACACUGCGGACGAAUCUGGACAGCGUGGGGACGCGGGUGGACCGGGUGGAGCGUGAGCUGGACUACCUGGAGACUCAGAACGGAGCUCAGCCAUGUGUGGAUGUGGACGACAAGCUGAUCGAGCAGCAGGUGACGCUGGUGAAGGAGAAGCAGAAGGCCAAGUAUUCAAAAUUAUCAGACUGCAGCGACAUGAUCUCCAGCAUAAAAGCCAUGAAGAUCUUGAAGCGAGUCGGAGGGCCAAAGGGCAUGUGGACCAGAGACACCAGCAGGGCCUCUGGGAAGGUUUACAUUUUUAACGGGACGGAUGAAGACACCGUCCACGAGUUCGCCACCAUGCAAGACUUCGCCCGCUCGCUGGGCAUGUCUCAGUCCAAGAGCCUGAAGCUGCCAUCUGCCUGGAUGGGAACAGGACACAUUGUCUACAACAAUCACGCGUAUUACACAAGCCAGGCUGAGGAGAUCAUGUUGGUUAAGUAUGACAUGAAGAACAGCUCUGUGACUGACACCGCAGUGUUCCCGGCGCAGGACCAUGUCCCAGUGUACGGCCUGACCCCCGAGACGGUGAUGGACCUGGCUGUGGACGAGGAAGGCCUGUGGGCCAUUUAUGCCACGCGGCAGAACGAGAGGCACAUCUCUCUGGCUAAAAUGGACGCCAACUCGCUGGACAUUGAGCAGAUGUGGGACACGAACUGCCCGAGAGAGAACGCAGAGGCGGCGUUCGUCAUCUGUGGCACUUUGUAUGUAGUGUACAACACCAAGCAGCCCGGCCGCUCCCGCGUCCAGUGUGUGUUUGACGUCAAUGAUAUGGUGACCAACGAAGAUGCACCACUGAUUUACUUUCCCAAGCGUUACGGGGCCCACUCCAGUCUGAAGUACAACCCACAGGAGCAGCUGCUGUACGCCUGGGACGAUGGCUACCAGAUCCUGUACAAGCUUGUCAUGAAAAAGAAACUGGAAGUCUGAGCUGAAGAAUCCACUGCACCAUCCUCACGUAAAAUGUCCACAAACACACCCAAACCCCCUUCAAGGACCAUACCAUUGAUUUUACAUGUUAGAGCUCCUUAACUACAUAUCAUGUGCACUUUAUAUCACUGCUGACCAAAGCAUGCUGCAGAAUGUCAGAUUCUUGAAUGUUUUCUUGCACAGUACAGAAAUACACUAGCACACUUACUUUAACUGUACGAUCCAGUGACAUCAAGCCUACUUUUUUAUGCUUUCCUCAUUGUGACGUUGUAAAACAGCUGGAGUCCAUUUUGAUUUUAAAGGUCUCAACAAUUACAUGACAUUUUAGAAAAACUAGCGCAGAUCUGAUGUUCACUGUGACACAUUCAACAAGUUGAGCAAGUGUCUGCGCCAUGGUUUUCAUCAGCAAUGGAGGGUCAGAAAAAUUCAUUCAAAACACUCCAACAUGGCACGCAGUGACGUUUAGUACUGAUUAGCUGUUACAUGCAGCAUCACUGGUACGGUCCUGAAGUCCGAAUCACCAAAAGCCAAAAACAGUGCAGAAGUGCUGGACUGUCAGACUGUAUCUGUAGACUUUCACACACUUUCAGAUGUGAGCAUUCAACACAUUUCCAGAUUUUUGACAGCUGUUACACUAUUUCUAAUGAGACUGCACUGCACACAGUCAUCGCUGUGUCUACUGGUGCCUCAACUCACUGUACUUACCUGUGAUCUCUUGUGCUACUGUCAAAGUUUCUAAAGGUGUUCCAAGGCGAGGCUACUUUAGGUUAUGGUGUUAAGCGCUUGUUUCGUUUUGGUCAUGCUACAAAUAUAGGACACAUCCUACUUUAGUGUGAUUAUGAUAGAAUAAUUGUAUAAUUAGUAUGAUUUACAACACCACUGACUUUGAUCGCUCUAACAAAAUCUGUCCAUCUUUUUAUACUUCACGUUACAUUUUGUUGUCUGAAUAAAUGUUGAUGACAUGAAUCUUUGUAGCAUUGUGUGAAAACACUCGUUUGUUGUUUAGUUUAAUUCAACCUUAGCUCUUUGCUCCUGCAGUCAUUAAAGCCAGGGUGGGGGCAUGAGGUUGAAAUGAGAUGUAAGAUGUGUAGCAUCUAUGAUAAUUGCAUCUAAACCCAGGCUUUAGUGUUGCUGAACUUGUCAGUAUAUAACAUUCAUUAUAUUGUAUAAAAGGCUUAGUUCGGGAGAUAGCAUUAAAACAUGUAUACUUUGCUGCUUUAUUAAUUUAUCAUCCAUCAUGCAGAGACUGAUUAAAAAAACAACAUAUGUCAUAAUCCAAAUCUCAACAGUGUCACUUGCAAUGCAAUCCCAGCAAUGUGGUCACAAUAGCCUCAGAGCAUCAGUAAAUAUAACUGGGAUACGUGCGAGACACAGCUAGCUGGCUAGCACUGUUAUCAUUCUGCCUGCUUUCCCCACACACUGAGCACAUAUGUAUUCUGUGGUGUUUUAUUUCACUUUCAUUGAAUGAAAUCACCAAAAUUAACAAAGAGCACCACUGUUUGAAUUACACACAUGUAAUGCAUAUUAAUUUAUAUCUGAAUAUGACACAUCUAUUUAUGAUAUAAUCAUUUCCCCACAAUUAUCUGUUCCUAUUUCUGCCUCUACUUAUUGUUCGUUAUGAAA